AUGGUGGAUCCUCAGAACAUCAACACUGGCUUUGCAGAUGUGCAUGCGCCCGCGGAGACAAUCGAGGCGCUGAAGAGCCUGACGACGUUGUCUCUGCUACGCCCUGACGCGUUCAAGUAUGGUGUGCUUGCCAAAGAUCGAUUACCGGGACUUCUGCUGUACGGGCCACCCGGCACGGGCAAGACUCUCCUCGCGAAAGCGGUUGCGAAGGAAUCGAAAGCCACGGUGCUGGAGGUCAGCGGCGCAUCCAUCUACGACAAGUGGGUCGGAGAAGGCGAAAAGAACGUGCGGGCAGUCUUCAGUCUCGCGAAGAAGUUGUCGCCUUGCGUUGUUUUCAUCGAUGAAGCCGACGCCAUUUUUGGCAGCCGCAGCCAAGCUGGUAACCGAAGCACACACCGUGAAACGAUCAAUCAGUUCCUUCGAGAAUGGGAUGGUCUGACAGAGCACUCCGUCUUCAUGAUGGUGGCGUCCAACCGACCUUUUGAUCUCGACGAUGCAGUGCUGCGUCGUCUUCCCCGAAGACUGCUUGUCGACCUCCCGACUGCGAAAGACCGAGAGUCUAUCUUGGGCAUUCAUCUGAAGAACGAAGCGCUGGAUGAGUCCGUGUCUUUGCAUAAGCUGGCGGAACAGACGCCGCUGUACAGCGGAUCCGACUUGAAGAACCUCGCCGUCGCAGCCGCGCUGGCUUGCGUGCGGGAGGAGAACGAUCUCACCGAGGCCAACAAGGACGUGAAGGAGUUCAAACUGCCUGAGAAGCGCACGCUUUCGCAGCAGCACUUUGACAAGGCACUGGCGGAGAUUAGUGCGUCGAUUAGCGAGGACAUGGGUUCGUUGAAGGCGAUUCGGAAGUUCGACGAGCGGUUUGGGGAUCGCAAGGGGCGGAGGAAGAAGGCGAGUUAUGGGUUUGGGGCGAGUGAUGGGGCGGAGGAUGAGGAUGCUGCGAGGGUGAGGAAAUCGACAUCGUCCCCGCCGCCGCCUUGA
Neohortaea acidophila is the source of this 981-nucleotide messenger RNA. RefSeq names its product P-loop containing nucleoside triphosphate hydrolase protein. NCBI's taxonomy places the organism in Eukaryota, Fungi, Ascomycota, Dothideomycetes, Mycosphaerellales, Teratosphaeriaceae. Gene Ontology annotation, cellular component: mitochondrial outer membrane. The transcript is spliced from 2 exons. Gene Ontology annotation, molecular function: ATP binding; ATP hydrolysis activity. Bases 1 to 981 code for a protein of 326 amino acids. The record is from RefSeq and is a predicted model, not a curated record.